UUGAUCUCCUCCCCACUAUUCAUCAUCCAGCUAUUGACUCUCUCUCUAGGACUCUCUCUCCGCCCUUCCAGCAUGAAAUUCUAACAGAAAUCAACCGCUAGAGAGAUUUCGAAACACACACUCGCAAAAGCACAACCUUUCAUGGGACUUCACCUUCCUACUCUAUGGCCAAUUCUCUCUCCCACACCGACUUCACGACACCGAUCUCUCUCUACCUGACAACACUUCACAGAUUACCCAUUACCGGUUUUCACCUCCUCCUCAUCUUCCUUCACUCCCUCUUAUAGCCCUCGGUUCAAAACCCACCAAAUCUCAAUUUGAUCACCAAGAAAACCCAAUAAAUUUUAGACCCUUUACUGAAAUUGAGCUACAGAAGACAUGGCAUCAGUGUUUUUGUACCAUGUGGUCGGGGAUCUGACGGUGGGGAAGCCGGAGCUUGUGGAGUUCGCGGAGACGGAGACGGUGGAGGCGGCGAUUCGGGCAAUCGGAGAAUCGACCGAAGGUGGGAUACCCAUUUGGAGGAAGAGAUCAAACAAGGGUGUUCUUGAGAAUGCGGAGAUGAGGCAACAGAGAUUUGUGGGCAUCCUCAAUUCGCUAGAUAUCAUCACUUUCUUGGCUAAAGAUGGGUUUUUGGAGGAUCAGGAUAAGGCCAUGAAGACUCCAGUCUCAGAAGCUGUGGUUCCCAACAAUUUUUUGCUCAAAGUGGUUGAUCCUGCUACAAGAUUGAUAGAUGCACUGGAGAUGAUGAAGCAGGGUGUGAAGCGUGUCCUUGUUCCUAAAAGUGUCGGUUGGAAAGGUAUGAGCAAGCGAUUCUCAAUUCUCUACAAUGGCAAGUGGCUCAAGCACCUGGACAGCUUCGCUCCCAACACUAAUUAUCCCUCGUCAUCAUCUACAACUUCCACUCCUGACAGGUUUUGUUGUCUGUCAAGAGAAGAUAUCAUACGUUUCCUCAUUGGUUGCCUGGGUGCAUUGGCUCCCCUCCCUCUGUCAUCCAUCUCUUCCCUCGGAGCUAUCAACCCCGACUACUGCUUCAUUGAUGCCUCCCUCCCAGCCAUAGAAGCUACUAAAAAGCUUCCCCGGGACCCCAGUGCAGUUGCUGUUGUGGAGGCAUUAUCAGAUGGCCAGUUUAAGAUUAUUGGAGAGAUCUCAGCUUGUAAACUAUGGAAAUGUGACUAUUUGGCUGCUGCAUGGGCCCUGGUCAAUCUCUCAGCGGGACAGUUUGUAAUGGGGGUUGAGGAUAAUGUGACCUCAAGGACGCUACCUGAUCUCAUGGUUAGUCCAAGGGUUGGAGACAAUAACUUGGUUAAUGGGGGUGGCUCAACAAGGCUAAGAAAAUUCAGUAGUCGAAGCAUUGGAUUCUUUAGCACCGCAGCUAGCCUCAGUACUGGUGCCGGUAGGAGCAUGUAUAGGGGUAGAAGUGCACCCUUGACAUGUAAGGUUACGAGUUCAGUAGCUGCAGUCAUGGCUCAGAUGCUCUCUCACCGGGCAACACACGUGUGGGUGACUCAACCCGAAAAUGAUGAUGUUUUGGUUGGUGUUGUGGGUUAUGCUGACAUCUUGAGUGCUGUGACCAGACAACCAGCUGCAUCUAAUCUUGAGACUCCGGGACCUCGAGAGUAGUUUGGGACCGAAGUUCAGGUACUAAAAACCCCAUAUUUUUAUUUUUAAUUAAAAAAAAAUGAGUUCUAAGAUUGUGCUCCAGGCAUAUUUACAUUGGGACCAUAUGGAUAUGAAACAAGUUUGUUCUUGGUGGGGCUUAUGCAUACCCUGUGAGUUUGUUACAAUUUGGUUUCGAAGUGUGAAAAUGAAAUUUAUGCUGUUUGUAUCCAGUUAUUAUUUAGUUUCAGGAUGGCUUCAGUUUGUUUGAGCCUGCCCACUGAAAUUUAUCAACGGAAUUUAUCCGUUUUUAUUUUAAAUUAUUUGGGGGAAAAAGAAUCCCGUAAGCUUUUUUUGCCAA
Messenger RNA from Cornus florida, 1957 nucleotides. Its product is annotated as CBS domain-containing protein CBSX6. NCBI's taxonomy places the organism in Eukaryota, Viridiplantae, Streptophyta, Magnoliopsida, Cornales, Cornaceae. The coding region runs from base 379 to 1620 and encodes 413 amino acids. The record is from RefSeq and is a predicted model, not a curated record. The transcript is spliced from 2 exons.